CAGGCCAUGUCUGUCUAGGAGCCCUCUGGCUCGAGUGCUCCUUCCUCCAACUGCGAGUUUCCUUGGGCUGUAAAGGGGUCGACAGAGGUACUUCUGGCCUUGGAGUCACCCAACUAGGGGGUGGCUUUUCUCUCCCAGCGUGCUCAUGUUCCAUGACAGAGCACAGCCAGAGGUCGGGCAAGGCUCCUACACAAACAGGUGAGGAGACAGAGCCCGUUCACAGGAGGAUGUGUCCAUGGUGUUUUGCAGACACAUGACCACAAGAGAAAGGCCAUCCACAAGUAGGUGGACACAAGAGCAGGUGGCCACUGUUGUGUCUCUGUCUCUAGGGUAAGCAACUUGUGCAGGAGUAAGAGGGGCCAAGAUAGUGAAAAGGGACCUUUCUCUCCCCUAGCCAUGUUUCCUUGACUUCUGUUAGCCUCCCAGUGUUGACUCAUCCCCCACCAAGACAGAGAGAGAGAGAGAACAAGAAAGAGAGACAGAGAGAGAUAGAGUAGUAGAGAGAAAGAGACAGAGACAGAGACAGAGACAGACAGGGACAGAGAGAGAAACAGGGAGAGACAGGGAGAGAAGCUGAGAAACACAAAGACAGAAACCGAGACUAACAGAAGCAGACAGACAGACUGGAACAGAGAGAGACAGAGACAGAAACAGAGACAGAGACAGAGACAGAAACAGAAACAGAGAGAGACAGAGAUAGAAACCAAGAGAGACAGUGACAUACAGAGAUAGAGACAGAGACAGGAACAGAGAGAGACAGAGACAGAAACAGAAACAGAGAGAAACAAAGGGAGACAGAGACAGAGAGUGACAGAGACAGAAAAAAAAGGAAAGAGAGAGACAGACAUAGUUGGAGAGAGACAUAGAAACCAAGAGAGGCUGAGAUACAGAGAGAGACAGAUACAGAAACAGAGAGACAGAGACAGAGACAGGGAAAGACAGAGAUGGACAAAGAGACACACAGACAGAGACAGACAGAGACAAAGACAGAAAUAGAGACAGAGACAGAGAGAGAUAGAAACAGAGAGACAGAGAUAGAGACAGAGAGAGAGAGAGACAAAGAUAGAAACAGAAGGAGAAAGAGACAGAAACUGAGAGAGACAGAGACAGAAAGAGAGUCAGAGACAGAGACAGAGACAGACAGGUACAGAGAGAAACAGAAAAAUACAGAGAGACAGAGACAGAAACCGAGAGAGACAGAAAUUAACUCAGUCCUGCCCUGUCUCCAGUGUCUGGGGCUCAGGCCUCUCUGUCUCCAGCAGCCAUGGCAAACACACAAGGUCGAGACAUCUUUCCACCCAGCUGCUCCAUCAUCUUCCUCCUCCUGCAGCUUCUGUCCUGCAGCCUCUCUGCAAACGGAAAAGCCGAUUUCUCUGUCUCUGGUCCCGGCCAACCGGUCCUGGCUAUGGUGGGGGAAAGUGCGAAGCUGCAAUGCCAUCUGUCCCUCAAUAUCAGUGCGGAGGACAUGGAGGUGAGGUGGUACAGGGAGGAGCUGUCCCCAGCCGUGCACCUGAGCAAGAAAGGCAGGGACAUGCCUGAAGAGCAGAUGUGGCAGUAUAAGGGCAGGACGACCUUCUGGACGGCUGGCCUGGCCAAGGACCAAGCUGUGCUGACCAUACACAACGUCACCGUGUUCGAUAACGGGACCUUCCACUGCAAGUUCAAAGACAGCACAGGGUCUGCAGACGCCACCCUGUGGCUGAGAGUGGCAGGGCUGGGCUCUGAGCCCAGAAUCCAAGUGCAAGCUGGCCGGGAUGAAGGUAUCAGGGCAGAGUGCACCUCGGAGGGCUGGUACCCAGAGCCCCGGGUGGAGUGGAGAGACUUCAGGGGACAGACCCUACCUUCCACGACCAACCUCACAGUGUUACCGACGGGCCUCUUUGCGGUGGUGUCCAAUGUGACUGUCUGGGACAGGGGCAUGGGGAACAUCUCUUGCUCUAUCUCCAACCCCCUCCUCCAGGAGAGGAUGGAGACCAAGAGCCACCUACCUGACUCUCUUUUAGCUCAGGUGCCCAAAAGUUUCCCAUCAAUGGCAUGGAGGGCAGUGGUGCCUGUGAUCCUCAUUGUGGUGGGGCUUGUAGCAUGUCUUGUGGCAGGAGCCACCUGUCUUUUCUGGAAACGUCAGAGGGACAGGAAUAGGGUGCAGCUGGAAGAAGAGAGACUGAACAGAGAAGAGGAACAGCUGCCCCAAGGCUGGCCAGAGGACAUCAUCUAUGUGAGCCCAUCCCUGGACCCCAACACUGCAAGCCCCAAGCUCGCUCUCUCUGAGGACAGGAAGACUGUGAGGCAGCUGUUCUUUGAACAAGAGCUGCCCAACGCCCCCAGCAGAUUCGACCGGGACCCCUGUGUGCUGGGCCUGGAGCAGUUCUCAGCUGGGAGGUAUUACUGGGAGGUCCAGGUGGGGCACAGGAAGACCUGGAACCUAGGCGUGUGUCUGGAGAGCUUGGAUUGGACGGGAAGGAUCCUCAAGGCCCCCCAGCCUGGACUCUGGGCCCUGGAGCUGUACAAGAAGGGGUUCUGGGCGCUUGGCUUCCCAAGAGUUCACCUGCACCCUUCGGAGCCCCUGUAUCGUGUGGGCGUUUUCCUGGACUGUGAUGCAGGCAGAAUGUCCUUCUACAGCAUGGGCAAUGGAUCCUUCAUCUACGCGUUCUCUGGACUGUCCUUCUCGUCACCCCUGAGGCCAUUCCUCUGCCUCUGGACACACGACCCCAACCCCCUGACCAUCUGCUCAGAACGGCAGCCCCCAGAGGCCUUGGGGCCUCCUCAGGGUGAGGGACAGGACAGGUGGGAACCCUCCUCCAGCAAGACCCAUGAUCUCUCUGCUCCAGCCUGUCACCGAUUUGGGGGAGAUGUAUCCAUUCUAAGUCCCAGCUAGAUCACAUACAAGGCUAAACCUUUCUGAAUAAUCCCCUAUUACCUUCAUUUUCUUUCCCUGUAAAAUACUGGCAGUAUAUUAUGGGCUGAAUCAUGUCCCCUCCAGUUCACAUGUUGAAGCUCCAACCCCCAGGGCCUCAGAAUGGGGCUAUAUUUGGAGAUGGGGUCUUUACAGAGGUGGUUCAGGUAAAAGGAAGUCACUAGGGUAGGCCCUGAUCCCAUCUGAUCCCAUGUGACUGGGGUCCUUAAUAGAAGAGGGGAUCAGGGCGUGGACACACACAGGGGACAACCGUGUAAGGACAUGGGGAGGAGAUGGCAUGUGCACACCAGGGAGAGAGGCCUCAGGAGGAACCAGCCCUGCCACACCUGGAUCUCAUGCUUCCAGUUCCCAGGACUGGGAAAAAAUAAAUGCGUUGUUUAAACCUC
Neofelis nebulosa (Clouded leopard) is the source of this 3300-nucleotide messenger RNA. Its product is annotated as putative butyrophilin-like protein 10. Gene Ontology annotation, molecular function: signaling receptor binding. NCBI's taxonomy places the organism in Eukaryota, Metazoa, Chordata, Mammalia, Carnivora, Felidae. Gene Ontology annotation, biological process: T cell receptor signaling pathway; regulation of cytokine production. The record is from RefSeq and is a predicted model, not a curated record. Gene Ontology annotation, cellular component: external side of plasma membrane.